Molecule: messenger RNA, 1776 nt
Organism: Somion occarium
Lineage: Eukaryota; Fungi; Basidiomycota; Agaricomycetes; Polyporales; Cerrenaceae
Source: the annotation of a GenBank genome assembly
UUUCCUUUCUGAGAAAUUUCACUCUUUGACUGCUGCUUCAAUUGGGUUCUAUCUCUCGUUAGACCUUGCUUGUGGACAUAUCAUAGCAUAGAAGAAGACAGGAGAACCAGAAUACUUCUUGGACUGUUAAAUUCCCAGUCUAACCACUACAUAACCUUCUACCAAGCCAACCCAUAAGUAUUCUCUACUUGCCAGGGACGAGAUGGUGAAAAUAUCGGUACUCCAACAUGCACCUUCAACACACCUACCCGCCCGACCUGGAGACCCCACACCCACCUCUCGCAACCUAGAUCCCCUCAUGCAUCCUUUCGCUCGCGCAAGAGAACGUACUCGUGCAUUGAAUGCCGUGAAGAUGGAGCGCAUAUUUGCAAAACCGUUUAUUGCUGCUUUAGAGGGACAUGUUGACGCUGUGGAGACUAUGGCGCGCAAGCCCGGUACAUUGAACGUUGUUGCAAGUGGUAGUUGGGAUGGAGGUAUGAUAGUACAUGAUAUUUCUUUGCGAAGACAUAUACUUCGGGUUGACGAAGCACACAAGGGCAAGAUCUCGGGGGUGUGCUUUGCAGAUGAGGAUAGGCUAUUGACGUGUGGUGUUGACCGAAACGUGAAACUCUGGGACACGAGGGAGGUGGAUGAGAAUGGGGCAGGACCUUCAGACGUGCGAAAACCUCUGAACGUAUUCCCGGGAAAGAGUGCUUUCAACUCAAUAGACCACCAUCGAACUGAUCCAAUAUUCGCCACCGCCUCAAACAUUGUCCAGAUAUGGGACGAAACAAAGAGUGCACCCAUCUCGAACCUGUCCUUCCCCACUUCUAUAGAGACUAUCUCUGCCAUAAAAUUCAACCUUUCAGAGUCGUCUGUCCUUGCGAGUAUAGGAUCGGAUCGAACAUUCACCUUAUAUGACAUAAGAACAGGUAAAGCCGAACGACGAAUAGUCAUGCAGAUGCGUAGUAACGCUCUGUCGUGGUCACCAACCUUCCCUACAACUAUUCUCCUCGCGUCGGAAGACCACAACCUGUAUACUUUCGACAUUCGUUCACUCAAAACACCUUCACAAAUAUACAAGGCACACGUAGCCGCUGUUAUGAGCUGUGACUGGAGUCCAACAGGACACCAAUUUGUCAGCGGUGGUUGGGACCGGACAGUUCGUAUAUGGCAAGAAGGGCGGGGUACUGCGCCGGAGGUGUAUCAUACAAAACGUAUGCAGCGGGUGACGAGCACGUUGUUCACCUCCGACGCAAAAUACGUCCUCAGCGGAUCAGACGAUGGCAACAUUCGUAUCUGGAAAGCCCGAGCACAUGAAAAGCUGGGUAUUCUCGACUCGAGGGAACGUGCUGCUAUCGAGUACCGCGAGAGUCUCAAACAGAAAUGGAAGACGGAUGCCCAAGUCAACAAAAUAUCGAGGUCUGAUUUCCUUUCUCUCUUUGCUUCUGUGUACAUCGUGGCUGACAGACAAUUGUCAUCGUUGUCAAGGACGAGACAUAUACCAAAACCGGUGCACAAGGCCGGACAACUCAAAAGGACAAUGUUGGAAGCUCAGCGAGUCAAGGAAGAACGCAGACGGAAACAUACGCGUGCAGGAGAGUCAAAACCGACUGCAGAGAAGAGGAAGGUUGUCAUUGCGGAACAGUCAUAGUUUUGGUCUGCUACCGCUACUUGCUUUGUCGUUUUUCUCAAUAUCGUUAUCGGCUGCUCUCGUCGCAUGCCAUCUUUGCAGCGGCUGUUACAUAAAACUGAGGUCUCAGAUCUUGGCCGGCGCUCUCAUUCGAACUUAGAAAG